Fusarium odoratissimum NRRL 54006 is the source of this 977-nucleotide messenger RNA. RefSeq lists its product as uncharacterized. Gene Ontology annotation, biological process: ribose phosphate biosynthetic process. Bases 28 to 699 code for a protein of 223 amino acids. NCBI's taxonomy places the organism in Eukaryota, Fungi, Ascomycota, Sordariomycetes, Hypocreales, Nectriaceae. The record is from RefSeq and is a predicted model, not a curated record. Gene Ontology annotation, molecular function: sedoheptulose-bisphosphatase activity. The transcript has 5 exons.
CAGUUUUGCCACUAAAAUAAUACCACAAUGACACCAUCAGUAUUUCUUGUGAGGCACGGACAGACAGAAUGGUCAAAGGUCGGAAAGUAUACAGGCAAAACAGACAUAGAGCUCACAGACACUGGGAAGAAAGAGGCACUUACUCUUGGAGACAGAUUCAUGGGUCCUAACAAACUCAUCGACCCAUCACACCUCGCGCACAUAUUUGUGAGCCCAAGGAUCCGAGCAAGAGAAACCUUCGAGCUCGUCGCUGGGAACUACCCAGAGAUAAGGCAAAGAGCUACCAUCACGGAGGAGUUCAGGGAAUGGGACCAUGGAGACUACGAAGGAAUGACGACUCAACAGAUUAGGGUUUUGAGAGCAGAGAAGGGACUUGAUACAUCGUCAGAGUGGUCAAUCUGGGCCGGUGGAUGUGAGGGUGGAGAAUCAGUAGAAGACAUAACCCGACGCGCCAACGAUGUGAUUUCUGCUAUCCGAGACAUUCAAAAAGACUACAUAGAUAAUGAGAAUGGUGGAAAUGUCAUGGUUGUUGGGCAUGGUACUUUCCUUCGAUGCCUUUGGAAAGUCUGGGCACAUCUCCCGGUUGAUUCACCUAUCAAUAUCCAAUUUGACACUGGGUCCAUUGCGACUCUGAGCUAUAAGGAUAAUGAUAUCAACAGUCGAACGGUCGUAAUUGGUCUUAAAAUGCAUUCGAUCUGAGUUAAGGUUUGUCACAUACAAAGUAAUUAUCUCUAUCUCCACAAAGGCAGGUAUCCAUUUUAGCUGAAUGAUGCGACGCGGAGUGGACUACAAUGGGCCGCAAUAUAAAUUAGAAGAUUGUCAAAGCUUGGGGGGUUAAUAAGUGCAGUUUAACCAGCAGAAUGGAAGAUGGAGAGACUAAUGCCUUAUCCCUUAACCAUGUGCUGUGAAUACUAGACUGAUGCGAUCCUGUGGUAAUACCAUUCCUCGUCGUACAUCGGAUCAAGAAAAUCUACUAG